AUGAGUCCUAGUGCAUCUUAUUUACCCCAAGAGGAGUUUAGUACUACUAAUGUUUACGAUUAUGACGAAGUUCCAGAAAACAAAUCAUGGGCUUCUUCUUUGCCAGUGGCUAAAGGUUUAUAUAACCCGGAAUUAGAAAAAGAUGCUUGUGGGGUUGGUUUCACUUGUCAUUUAAAAGGUGUUCCAUCUCAUAAAAUAGUGUCAGAUGCCAAAAGUUUAUUAUGUAACAUGACCCAUAGAGGUGGGGAAUUGAAUCCACAAGAUGGUGAUGGUGCUGGUUUGUUGAGUUCCAUUCCUCAUAAAUUCUUGAAAAGAGAAUUCCAAUACUACUGUAAUGUUGAAUUACCAGCUAAGGGACAAUACGGUGUUGGUAAUGUUUUUUUCAAAAAAGAUGACGCUGUAUUUGAAAAAUCAAAGAAAACAUUUGAAAGCAUUGCUGAUUCUUUAGGUUUAAAAGUUUUGGGUUGGAGAGAAGUGCCUCAUGACUCUUCAAUUUUGGGUGCUGCCGCAUUAUCAAGAGAACCAUACAUAUUGCAGCCAGCCGUUGUUUAUAAAGAAAUAUGGGGUCAAAAAGUUUCAGAUGACGAAUUUGAUUCCAAAUACAGAAAAGAUUUUGAAAAAAGGUUGUUUAUUUUAAGAAAACAAGCUUCUCACACUAUUGGAUUACACAAUUGGUUCUACAUUUGUUCACUUUCCAAUAAAACUAUUGUCUACAAAGGUCAAUUGGCGCCUAAACAAGUUUAUUCAUACUAUCAUGAUUUAGUAAAUGCUGAAUAUGAAUCCCAUUUUGCUUUAGUCCAUUCCCGUUUCUCCACCAACACUUUCCCAUCUUGGGAUAGAGCCCAACCAUUAAGAUUGGCAGCACACAAUGGUGAAAUUAACACUUUGAGAGGUAACAAGAAUUGGAUGAGAGCCAAAGAAGGGGUUAUGAAAUCUAAAUUGUUUGGUGAUGAAAUGGAUAAAUUAUUCCCCAUCAUUGAAGAAGGUGGAUCUGAUUCUGCUGCAUUCGAUAAUGUUUUGGAAUUAUUGGUCAUCAAUGGCGUUGUUUCUUUACCAGAAGCUGUUAUGAUGAUGAUUCCAGAAGCAUGGCAAAAUGACGAAAAUAUCGAUCCAAAGAAAAAGGCAUUUUACGAAUGGGCUGCUUGUUUGAUGGAACCAUGGGAUGGUCCAGCUUUGUUCACUUUUGCCGAUGAUAGAUACUGUGGUGCUAAUUUAGAUCGUAAUGGGUUGAGACCAUGCCGUUACUAUGUCAUUGAUGAUGAUCGUAUGAUUUGUGCUUCAGAAGUUGGUGUUAUUGAAAUUCAACCAGAAAAAGUCAUACAAAAAGGUAGAUUACAACCAGGUAGAAUGUUGUUAGUCGAUACUAAAGAAGGUCGUAUUGUUGAUGACCGUGAAUUGAAAAGUAAAGUUGCUUCAAGAUAUGACUUCAAAUCUUGGGUCUUGGCUAAUAUGAUUAGUUUGCAAGAUUUAAAUGAAAAAUUGGCUUCGAGAAAAAUCGAUAUUAACGCUAAACCAAUUGAUGUAAAUGUCAAUGUACAAUCUGAUCCAAGAUUGAUCGCUGCUGGGUAUUCUCAUGAACAAAUCUUGUUUGUUUUGGCCCCAAUGGCUGAAGGUAACGAAGCAUUGGGUUCUAUGGGUAACGAUAAUGCAUUGGCCUGUAUUUCUGAACAACCUAAAUUGUUAUACGAAUAUUUCCGUCAAUUAUUUGCUCAAGUCACAAAUCCACCAAUUGAUCCAAUUAGAGAAAAAAUUGUCAUGUCUUUGGAAUGUUAUGUUGGUCCUCAAGGUAACUUGUUAGAAAUGAAACCAGACCAAUUAAAUAGGUUGUUAUUGAAAUCACCUAUUUUGACCAGUUCAGAAUUAUUAGCCAUUAAAAACAUUCAAACAGUUUAUCCAUCUUGGUCAGUCGCCAAUAUUGAUAUUACUUUUGAAAAAUCUGAAGGUAUCCAAGGAUACAUUAACACCAUCGAUAGAAUUUGCCAAGCUGCAUCUCAAGCUAUUGCUGAUGAUAAUCAAAUCAUUAUUUUGAGUGAUGUUGCUACUUCUGCUGAAAGAUUACCAAUUUCUGCUUUAAUUGCUGUUGGUGCUGUUCAUCAUCAUUUGGUCAGACAAAAGCAACGUUCCAAAGUUGCACUUAUUAUUGAAACACAAGAAGCCAAAGAAGUCCACCACGCAUGUUGUUUGGUUGGGUAUGGUGCUGAUGCUAUUAACCCAUAUUUGGCAAUGGAAACUUUGGUUAGAAUGAAACAUCAAGGUUUAUUGAAAAAUGAAAGCUUAACUGAAGAGAAAAUCAUUCAAAAUUAUAAAGGGUCCAUCGAUGCUGGUAUUUUGAAAGUUAUGUCGAAAAUGGGUAUUUCCACUUUGGCUUCAUACAAGGGGGCUCAAAUUUUUGAAGCUCUUGGUAUUGAUAACUCAGUCAUUGAUAGAUGUUUUGCUGGUACUGCAUCUAGAAUCAAAGGUGUCACGUUUGAAUACAUUGCUCAAGAUGCCUUUACAUUACACGAAAGAGGGUAUCCUACUAGAGACACUAUCAAACCAAUUGGAUUACCUGAAACUGGUGAAUAUCACUGGAGAGAUGGUGGUGACGCACACAUUAACGAUCCAGCUGCCAUUGCCUCAUUACAGGAUGCUGUUCGUAACAAGAAUGAAAGAGCUUAUGAGGCUUAUGCCAAAAAGGAAAAUGAAGCUGUUCGUAACUGUACUUUGCGUGGGUUGUUAGAUUUUGAAUUUGAAUCUUCCACUGAAGUUCCAAUUGAUCAAGUUGAGCCAUGGACAGAAAUUGUCCGUCGUUUCUUCACUGGUGCCAUGUCUUAUGGUUCUAUUUCCAUGGAAUCACAUUCUACUUUAGCUGUUGCCAUGAACAGAUUGGGUGGUAAAUCCAACACUGGUGAAGGUGGUGAAGAUGCCGCCAGAUCCCAAGUUCUUGAAAAUGGUGAUACCAUGAGAUCCGCUAUUAAACAAGUUGCUUCAGGUAGAUUUGGGGUCACUUCUUAUUACUUGGCCGAUGCCGAUGAAUUACAAAUCAAGAUGGCACAAGGUGCUAAACCUGGUGAAGGGGGUGAGUUGCCAGGACACAAAGUAUCUGCUGAAAUUGGUAAGACCAGACAUUCUACUCCAGGUGUGGGAUUGAUUUCUCCACCACCUCAUCAUGAUAUUUAUUCGAUUGAAGAUUUGAAACAAUUAUUGUAUGAUUUGAAAUGUGCCAAUCCAAGAGCUAGAACUUCAGUCAAAUUAGUUUCUGAAGUUGGUGUUGGUAUUGUUGCUGCCGGUGUUGCCAAAGCUGGAUCGGAAAACAUUUUAGUUUCUGGUGGCGAUGGUGGUACUGGUGCUGCCAAAUUGACUUCCAUCAAAUAUGCUGGUUUGCCAUGGGAAUUAGGUUUAGCCGAAUCUCAUCAAACUUUGGUUUUGAAUGAUUUGAGAGGGAGAGUCAUUUUGCAAACCGAUGGACAAAUUAGAACUGGUAGAGACAUUGCCAUUGCUUGUUUGUUGGGUGCUGAAGAAUGGGGGUUUGCCACUUCUCCAUUAAUUGCCAUGGGAUGUAUUUACAUGAGAAAAUGUCAUUUGGGUACUUGUCCAGUGGGUAUUGCCACCCAGGAUCCAGAAUUAAGAAAGAAAUUCGAAGGUACACCAGAACAUGUCAUCAAUUUCUUUUACUAUUUGGCUAAUGAUUUAAGAAAAUUCAUGGCUAAAUUAGGGUUCAGAACUAUUAAUGAGAUGGUUGGUAGAACCGAAAAAUUAAAAGUUAGAGACGAUUUGAGAAAUACCAAGAAUGCCAAUAUCGAUUUGUCACCAAUUUUAACUCCUGCUCACACUAUCAGACCUGGUGUUGCCACUCAUUGUGUUAGAAAACAGGAUCACAAAUUGCAUAUUAGAGUUGAUAAUAAAUUGAUUGAUGAAUCAGAAUUGACUUUGGCUAAAGGUUUACCAGUUACUAUCGAUUGUGAAGUUGUCAACACUGACCGUUCUUUGGGUACUACAUUGUCGUACCGUGUUUCCAAGACUUUUGGUGAACAAGGUUUGCCACAUGACACUAUCCAUGUUAAUGUUACUGGUUCUGCUGGUCAAUCAUUUGGUGCCUUCUUGGCAUCUGGUGUCACUUUAGAAUUAGAGGGUGAUGCCAAUGAUUAUAUCGGGAAAGGGUUGUCUGGUGGUAGAAUAAUUGUUUACCCACCAAGAGAAUCCCAGUUUAAAGCUGAAGAUCAAAUCAUUGCUGGUAACACCGCAUUCUUUGGAGCCACUUCUGGUUCUGCUUUUAUCAGAGGUAUUGCCGCAGAAAGAUUCGCUGUUAGAAACUCUGGUGCUAUUAUUGUUACUGAAGGUACUGGUGAUCAUGGUUGUGAAUAUAUGUCUGGUGGUAGAGUUGUUGUUUUAGGUGCCACUGGUAGAAAUUUCGCUUCUGGUAUGUGUGGUGGUAUUGCUUAUGUUUUGGAUAUGGCACAAGAUUUCUCUGAAAAAGUCAAUAGAGCUCAAGUUGAAUUAUCUCAAGUUACUGAAACAGAAGAAAUUGCAUUCUUGAGAAACUUGAUUGAAGAUCAUCGUCAUUACACUGGGUCCGAAGUAGCUGAUAACAUUUUAAAUGAUUUCAACAGAUACUUGCCUAGAUUUGUUAAAGUUUUACCAAACGACUACAAAAAGGUAUUGGAAAAGGAAAAGAAAUUAGCUGAAGAAGCUAAAAAGAAAGAAUUGAGUAGUUUCUUGAAAUCCAUCAAAGAAGACCCAGAAUCAGAUGUCACCAACGGAGAAGCUUACAAGAUCAAGAAGGGGCACGUUCAUCAUCCAAACAAGGGCAAGAAUGAACCAAAAGUUGCUGAUGUUGAAGACACCAUUUUCAAUACUGAGUUUGAAAAGAAAGCUCCAGUUAAAUUGGAUAAACUCAGGGGGUUCAUGAAAUACAAACGUAGAAAUGAAAAAUACAGAGACGCCAAGGCAAGAACCAAAGAUUGGAAUGAAAUGACAUCCAGAUUAACUAAAGAGGAAUUGAAAUAUGAAACCGCUAGAUGUAUGGAUUGUGGUGUUCCAUUCUGUACUUCAGAUACUGGUUGUCCUAUUUCCAAUGUUAUUCCUAAAUGGAAUGAAUUGGUUUUCAAUGAUAGAUGGUAUGAUGCCUUACAAAGAUUAAUGAUGACCAACAAUUUCCCAGAGUUUACUGGUAGAAUUUGUCCAGCUCCAUGUAAUGGUGCUUGUGUCUUGGGUAUCAAUGAAGAUCCAGUCAACAUUAAAUCUGUUGAAUGUGCCAUUAUUGACCAUGGUUUUGAACAAGGUUGGAUCAAGCCAACACCACCAGCUCAUAGAACUGGCAAGACAGUUGCUGUUAUUGGUUCUGGUCCUGCAGGUUUAGCUGCUGCUGAUCAAUUGAACAAGGCUGGUCAUUUGGUUACUGUCUAUGAAAGAAGUGACAGACCAGGUGGUUUAUUGAUGUAUGGUAUUCCAAACAUGAAGUUAGACAAAGGUAUCGUCAAGAGAAGAACCGAUUUAUUGGCAGCUGAAGGUAUUGAAUUCAUUUGUAACACCACUGUUGGUGAAGAUAUUACUGUUUCUGAAUUGAAAUCACAAUUUGAUGCUGUUGUUUUCGCUGUUGGAUCUACUAUUCCAAGAGAUUUGAGAAUUCCAGGUAGAGAAUUGAAGAACAUUAAUUUUGCUAUGCAAUUAUUGCAUUCUAACACCAAGGCCUUGUUGGAUGAUCAAUUGGAAGAUAUUAGAAAGAACUUGGCUGGCAAGAAUGUUGUUGUUAUUGGUGGUGGUGAUACUGGUAAUGAUUGUUUGGGUACAUCUACUAGACAUGGUGCCAAAUCAGUGACUAACUUUGAAUUGUUGCCAAAUCCACCAAAUGCCAGACCAAAGGAUAAUCCAUGGCCACAAUGGCCAAGAAUUUUCAGAGUUGACUAUGGUCAUACUGAAGUUGCCACUCAUUAUGGUAAAGACCCAAGAGAAUACUCCAUUUUAUCUAAAGAGUUUGUUGGUGAUGAAGAAGGUAACGUUAAAGGAAUCAAAACCGUUAGAGUUGAAUGGAAACGUUCUGAUUCGGGAGCCUGGCAAAUGGCUGAAGUUCCAGGUAGUGAAGAAUUCUUCCCAGCUGAAGUUGUUUUGUUAUCUAUGGGAUUCCUUGGACCUGAGGCUGACAAUUUGGAAGUUCAAAAGACCAAGAGAGGUACUAUUACUACUGUUGAUCCAAAUGUAUACAAAGUUGACAAAGACGAUAAUGUUUUUGCUGCUGGUGAUUGUAGAAGAGGUCAAUCAUUAGUUGUUUGGGGUAUUCAAGAAGGUAGACAAUGUGCUAGAGAAGUUGAUGAAUAUUUGAUGGGAUCUACUAGAUUGCCAGGUAAUGGUUCCGUUGAACAAAGAAACUAUAAAUUAUUAGAGGAAUUAGCCGAAAAGGUUUAA
Molecule: messenger RNA, 6381 nt
Organism: Candida albicans SC5314
Lineage: Eukaryota; Fungi; Ascomycota; Pichiomycetes; Serinales; Debaryomycetaceae
Gene: GLT1
Product: glutamate synthase (NADH)
Exons: 1
Coding region: 1-6381 (2126 amino acids)
Molecular function (GO): iron ion binding; flavin adenine dinucleotide binding; FMN binding
Source: RefSeq, a predicted model, not a curated record